Molecule: messenger RNA, 182 nt
Organism: Fulmarus glacialis (Northern fulmar)
Lineage: Eukaryota; Metazoa; Chordata; Aves; Procellariiformes; Procellariidae
Product: SH2 domain-containing adapter protein F-like
Exons: 2
Molecular function (GO): phosphotyrosine residue binding
Source: RefSeq, a predicted model, not a curated record
CUGGUACCACGGGGCCAUCAGCCGGACAGACGCGGAGACGCUGCUGAGGCUGUGCAAGGAGGCCAGCUACUUGGUGCGCAACAGUGAGACCAGCAAGAACGACUUCUCCCUCUCCUUGAAGAGCAGCCAGGGCUUCAUGCACAUGAAACUGUCCCGGACCCAAGAGAACAAGUACGUGCUGG